This is a messenger RNA of Nezara viridula (southern green stink bug), 969 nucleotides long. NCBI's taxonomy places the organism in Eukaryota, Metazoa, Arthropoda, Insecta, Hemiptera, Pentatomidae. The record is from the annotation of a GenBank genome assembly.
AUGGCUAACCGAGUGGAGCAGGAAAUGCCGCCAUCGAAGCGUCAGAGAACAGGACUAGCUCCUAAUGAGGUCCAGGCUCGAGAUAAUCUAAGGACCAAAUGCCUCACUUGCAUAACACACUGGUACUUGCUAACGGAAAGAAGGUUCGUAGUAGAAGAAGGAGACCUUUUCCUUCAGGAACAGGUGAUUAGUGCAAUGAAUAACUGCUUCAAGUUUUGGAGACAGGCCCUUAAUAACUCUGGCAACGCAGCAACUCGAGCAACGUAUUUGGAUACUGAAGUAUCAAUCAACAAUCACACUGCGAAACUCGAGGUUUUUAUGACUGACCUUGAGAGAUGUUUGGCCUGCUACGAGCUCCCUGCAACUAAGGGCGCAGAAUGGAUAGGGAUUGUGCCCCCCUGUUUAACUCUUUUCUCACUACAUAAAUACAGGAUGGAGGAGUUAAGAAUGGGGCAUAGCAGAGUGCCUGAGGGGAAAAACAUCCAAACUGACAUCUCUAGAUUCGGACUUACAUCAGCUCAUGGGGUCUUGCUAGAGGGGAUAAGGUGGCCUCCAUCAAUUAGAUCGUCUUGUGCUGGAAGCAUAGGCCCUCUAACCCAGAUGAUUUGCCUUAGGAAGAGUAGAUCAGGCAACACAGGAUUGAACAUUGACUUUACAAAGAAGUGGCAAGCAGCGCUGUCCGAUUCUCUAAGGCAUCUCCCUCAAUGCGAUGAAAUAAUAAAGUUGAUCCCAACAUGCACUGAACCGGAGUUUGGAACCUUGAUGAGGGCAGUGGGGGAUGUUCUCCUCUUCACAGGAGGAAGACAGCAACAAAAAGUGGCUCUCCCCAUCGAGGCUAUUAUUAAGAGGACUGAGACUCUGAAGAAUCUAAUGACUACUCAGUGUACAGCUCAAGGGCCCAUUACAGCCAUAGACCCACCAGAAUUGGGGAUUUCUGCAAGAAAGCAACCCUUGCAUACAAUAAUAUGA